UUCUCGGGAAGCUCAACGACUUGCACCAAACGGCCCCAACAAAAUCGUGGUCGCCAUGGGCCAUGCCAUGCUUGCGCUGAUUUCAUGGCUCACCCUGCAGCUUGUCUCAAGCAUCCAGCCAACGGAGCAAGGCCCAUCUUCCACUUCGGCCCCAGGUUUUCUGGGGUCGUUGCGAGGCCAUGAGGCAGGGAUCUACGCCCUGGCGGUCUCGGAUCAGUUGGUGGCGUCCGGGUCCAAGGAUGGCUCCAUUUUGACUUGGAACCUCACAGGCGCCGCGAUGCAAGACGCGUCGCGCGCCAUGGAAACGCCUCUUCAAAAGUUGUCGGGCCACGCGGCGGGCGUCACGGCCCUGACGUUGCGCGACGAGUUGUUAGCCUCGGGCGCGGCGGAUAACUCCACGAAGCUGUGGAACGUGGCCACGGGCGAGUUGGUACGUCAGCUUCCCCAUCCCAAGACCGUUUUUGGGCUUUCGAUCUCAGGAAAACAACUGGCGAGUGCCUGUUGGGAUGGUGUGGCGCGGAUUUACGACUUGGAGAAUGAAGUUGAGCCCAUGGAACUUCGCGGGCAUACAGGCGGCCUCUAUGAGGUAUCACAUAGCCCACUGGAUCCCACACUAUUGGCCACUGCCUCUGCUGACAGGACUGUGCGAGUCUGGGACUUGAAGACAGGGCGGCAGCUGUGGAAGUUCAUGCACAAGGACCAUGUCACAGCCCUGGACUGGUCGCCCGUGAACUUCACCUUGGCCACCGGUGGAUGGGAUCGGAGGUUCCGCAUCUGGAAGAUCCACGCGGAGGAAGUGGCGAAGUGCCGCGGCGGAGUCUGCGGAGACUUGGUGACGUGGGCUGCAGGUCUUUUUUUUGGGAUGGACGUAGCGCGUUCUACGAUGCCGAGUUGAUCAAAUCCUCCGAAUUUUAC
Molecule: messenger RNA, 915 nt
Organism: Cladocopium goreaui
Lineage: Eukaryota; Dinophyceae; Suessiales; Symbiodiniaceae
Source: the annotation of a GenBank genome assembly